AUGGAACCAAAGCGGAACCGGUUGCUUGGUGGCUGUCUCUGGUUGUUGGUCCUGGCCGCUCCGUUUGCCACUCCGGCACCGAACGCACGAAGCGAUGAUUUGUUUCCCCUUUCGCUGAUCCACAUCAACGAUGUCCACGCUCACUGGGAGGAGAUUGACGCUGCGGGCGUCACGUGUGACUCGAAGCAGACCGCCGCUGAGGAGUGCCUCGGAGGUUACGCCCGCACGGUCACGAUCGUCCGGCGUCUGCUGAAGGAACGGCAGAAUCCCGUUUACCUCAACAUCGGCGAUAACUUCCAGGGCACCCUCUGGUACAACAUUCAUCGCUGGAAUGCGACGGCGUUCUUCCUCAACCUGCUGCCGGCGGACGCUCUGACCGUCGGAAAUCACGAGUUCGAUGAUGGAAUUGCCGGGGUUGUGCCGUUCCUGGAGGCCGUUGAGUCGCCCGUGCUGUUGGUCAAUGUGGACAACUCGAAGGAGCCCGCCUUCAGCAAGUUCCGUCGCUCGAUGGUGCUGGAGCGCGCGGGGCGCAAAAUCGGCCUAAUCGGAGUGAUCUUGCGCACCACGUACAACAUGGCCGACACGGGCGCACUGGUGUUCCAGGACGAAGCGGACGCGGUGCGAGCGGAAGCGGAUCGGCUCGCCGCCGAUGGUGUGGACAUUGUGGUCGUUUUAUCGCACUGCGGGCUCGAUGUGGAUCACAUCAUUGCGGAGAACGGCGGACCGAAUGUGGACAUCGUCGUCGGCGGACAUUCGCACAGCUUUCUGUACACCGGGGCUAACCCGCACAUUCCGAUGACCCCUGCGGCGGAGUACCCGGCGCUGGUGACCCAAUCCGACGGGCACCGUGUGCUAAUCGUUCAGGCAUCGGCCUACACCAAACUCGUUGGCGAUAUUGUCCUGUAUUUCGACGCGCACGGAAUCAUCCAACGCUGGGAAGGAAACCCGAUCUAUCUGGACAACGAGAUCGUGCCGGAUGCAGAGAUAAUGGCAGCGAUCGCACCGUGGAAGGUGCUGGUCGAUCAAAUCGGUGAUCGUACGAUCGGAUCGACCGCCGUCGAGCUACCGAAACCACCGUGCAACUUUGGUGAGUGCGUUCUGGGAAAUUUGAUCGCUGACUCCAUGGUGGACGCGUUCGCGUCGCACCAGACCGUGGGCCAAGGGCCCUACGCUUCAAUCGCCGCCGUCGCCGUCGGUCGCAUUCGCCAGACGCUGGCUCCCGGGGAUAUUAGCUACAAGCACCUGAUAGAAAUGAUGCCUUUCGAGAACACACUCGUGUGCUACGAUCUACGCGGGGAUCAGCUGAUCGGGUUGCUCGAGCACGGUGCCGAGCUCUCGUGGGACGAACACCAGUUCAACGCAAAGAACCUCAUGCAUGUUUCCGGUUUGCGUGUCGUGUACAACGUGAGCAAUCCGAUUGGCCACCGUGUCCUGUCGGUGGACGCCCUGUGCCACGCGUGUGCAGAGCCUCGCUACGAUCCGGUGGAACCGUUCGCCAUUUACCGCGUCAUCACCGUGUCCUACCUGGCCGAGGGUGGCGAUGGAUUCGAAAUCUUCCCCCGCUACGGCCGCAACAAGGUCGUUGCACCCGUCGGCGACGCGGAGGCGUUCGAGCGGUACGUGAGCGCCCGAUCUCCGGUAGCACCGGCACUGGAGGGGCGCAUUCAAAUUUUGACGUGA
Anopheles bellator is the source of this 1680-nucleotide messenger RNA. Its product is annotated as apyrase-like. The coding region runs from base 1 to 1680 and encodes 559 amino acids. Lineage: Eukaryota; Metazoa; Arthropoda; Insecta; Diptera; Culicidae. Gene Ontology annotation, molecular function: 5'-nucleotidase activity. Gene Ontology annotation, biological process: AMP catabolic process. Gene Ontology annotation, cellular component: plasma membrane. The record is from RefSeq and is a predicted model, not a curated record. The transcript has 3 exons.